This is a messenger RNA of Radiomyces spectabilis, 2999 nucleotides long. Its product is annotated as telomere length regulation protein-domain-containing protein. The transcript is spliced from 12 exons. The record is from RefSeq and is a predicted model, not a curated record. NCBI's taxonomy places the organism in Eukaryota, Fungi, Mucoromycota, Mucoromycetes, Mucorales, Radiomycetaceae. Bases 169 to 2856 code for a protein of 895 amino acids. Gene Ontology annotation, biological process: telomere maintenance via telomerase; protein stabilization. Gene Ontology annotation, cellular component: cytosol. Gene Ontology annotation, molecular function: Hsp90 protein binding; telomeric repeat DNA binding.
CUCUAGUAUGCGUGCAAGUAACUUGCGUCUAUCGCAUACAAGUUGCUGCUUUGGCAUCAUGGUGUUAAUUUAAUUGUCCGCACGCCUUCCAAGAAAGCCGAGCACUGUGACGGGCAUUACGAUGAGACCCGUCGAGCAGCUUUAUGCUCCUUGUUCUCCUGUGUCGCCAUGCCAUUCGAUGCCAGUUCACGCGAAUUCCUGGAAAGGCUCAUUGAACUGAAAGACAAAGCUUCUCUAGCAUCAGAAAGCGAUCUUGAUUCGGCAUUUGCUUGCCUGUCGGAACCAACGUUACGUCUAACACACCUGCAGCCAGAACAGCGAUUAGCGGUCAUUCACGAUAUCGCUUGGAAACGCCAUGUCUGGUUUGUCCUCCAGAAACUCGUUCCUCAGUAUUCUAUUCUCUUGUCGCCUGAACACCGUCAUUGUCUUGAAAAUUUGGUGACCGGCACGUCUGAUCUCGAUGACCAGGCCACCUGGAGCCUGAUUCAGAUCAGUUUACCGAUCCUCCUGGAAUGCCUGCAAACGAGCUCAGGGGAGAAUAUUCAAUCCUUGGACAUAUACAUGCGGUUGCUGAAACGGCUUGUUCAACCUGCCUCUGUUCGCCUUUAUAUGACCACAGUACAAAUAACCGAUGUUCGCUGGUUUUGCACCAUGUUAUGCUCUAUCCCUUCGCGGUUGGCCAAUGCCUUUGGCCUGCAACAGUAUCAACAGCAAGACGAGUCUUGGUAUAUUGACAGCCAAUUUUAUUCUGCGUUGACCCGGCAUCUGGCGCAGAGCAUGACUGUUUACUGGGAACAUGAUGGAGGAAAACUGCUCAAGCCAGUUGAAACGUUGUCUGUGUUUCCUGGUGAAUUAUUGGGCAAGAUGUUUCGUCAAGGUUAUGAAGAUGAUUGCAUCAAUACACUCUAUCCGAUUGCUGUGGCGCAAAUCCAGUCCCAUGCUCAAGCCAGCCCAAUAUGGUCUGCAGUCCUUAGGCGAGCAGAGACAAUUUCAACACCUGACAAAGUUUGGAAAUCGUUGAUGAACUAUAUCCAUGAUAAAGUAGCUUCCCAGUCGGAAGAUGCUCUGACUAUAUCUCCAGCAAUAAUUACUGCGUGGGCUGCUGAAGCGGCCUCGCUGUUAUUCUGUACAGAAAAUAUGAAGAGUCCCAGCGAGCGACGAAAACGAAUUGAAGCUUUUUUGACAGUGACGAUAUUUAACCUUUCCAAGGCACGAUGGGCAGACGGUUUAACGGCGCGACUGACGGUAGCAGUAGCUGUCCACGCAGCAGGGCUUGUUCCCGUAACAACGAAGGACCCUCAACGACCAUGGCAAUUAUCGGAAAUGGCAACGGUUAUCGUUUCAAAAUAUACCCAAAGAGUCAUUGAUAUGUGGACCGAUCCUGUCUUUAUUAAACGCGCCAGUUAUCAAGAACAUGAAUACAUGACUGUAGACAUGCUCGUUCUGUUUGGCUAUUUGGACAAUGUACGAUUGUACGAAAUAGUGAAUACGACCUCCAUUAUACCUGCUGUUACUCAGUGGUUCGACACUGGCAGUGCAGAAAAUCUCAAAUUAGGCAUGACGGUCGGUGAAAGUCUGUCGAGCCGGAUGGAAAACAAUGAAGCUGGCAUUAGUUGUAAAUUGUUAAGCGAUGAUGAUCACCAGUAUUUGGCUAUGAAAGCAUUAGCGUCUUCCGGCGAUGCUUUGGCAAAGGCCGCCAAUAUUUCAAGCUCGGUGACACCUACUGUUGAGGAACCACCAAGUGACGAGGAAGACAAAGGCGCGCUAGAGGAGGACGCUGACCUUGAUCCGGAUGCUUUAAUGGUACCGAGCGAUGACUCGGAAGACUCAGAUUUGGAGCCGUAUUACAUGGAAGAAGAAUCUGAAGACGAAGAAUUCGCUCCAAAGGCGGAAAGGAAAAAAGUGAAAAGUCCCACAUACAUUUUGGACUUGGUUGCAUAUCUCAAAGACCGCGACGAUCCUGUGAAACUGGACAUUGCGCUUGGAGUUGCAGAACAAGUGAUCCGCGAGAAAACGGCGUUUGGAAGUGAAAUUAGCGAGUCGGCCAUUCCAUUAGCACGCUAUCUGAUUGGUUUACCGACCGAUUAUGAUCUCACGGAUUUCACAACACGUCAACAGAAAGCGCUGACGGCGCUAAUUGUGGCGGUGCCGCAAGUUGUUACCAGUUUCAUGAUCGAUGAGAUCUACAGUCGCACCUCGUCCACAGCGCAACGACAAACCAUUUUAGCCGCCAUCCUGUUUGCUGUACGGGAAUUAGCGGGAUGGACUGAAAAAGAGAAAAUGGAUGAAACUCGGCAGGCAUUGGACCGCAUGACCAUCGAUACGCCGGUUCGAGUGGGGCAGCUCAAGUAUCAUUCACGAAGGGCCGAAGUGGAAUUGAAGCGACAGCAGGGGAUGCAACGGAAUCGCCUCAGUGGACUGGCUGGACCGGUCUUCUUUUUCCCACUCCUCGUGGGCUGGUGGGAAGGUGCACAAAGGCGUAUGCCGUGGUGGAUCGGCAAUGAUGAAAUGUUAUCCGAACGAUUCAUUAUGACACUGAACGUGAUCAUGCACAGCGCUACAAAUACCCCUGACAAACGACGGAUUGUGAUGGAAUAUUUCGAAUUCGCAUUAUCCAUGCGCUAUGUACCGUGUUCCAAAGCGAUCAAACGCGCUCUUUUGCUGGGUCUAGAUAUUAUACUGAAUGUGAGCUACAAACAUCAGGAGCGACUCCUGUUGCACGAUUACACAAAAGAACUCGUAGAUGUGAAGGACUGGCUUCAAACUAUCCUAGAAGCCCCAGACGAAGAAGAUCACCUCAAAGAGUCCGCCAUCUUGUUGCUGUCUCGACUUGCCCACAUUGCCUCCUUGGAAUAAAACCUGAUCCAUUGACGCGAUGGCAUUUGCGUUAUCAGUCAUAUUUGCAUAAUAAUAUUACCGAUCGCUUUACCAUGGCGCCCGUUUGUAACACAUAGCAACCUGCGUAAAUGCCCCAUGACAAAUAAAAAAAAACUGUCGCA